GGACAAGUGAUUCAACACCAUGCGUUUCCUCGCCGUCUCAAUUGCUGCUCUGGCAAGCGCUGCUACCCUUGUUCUCGCAGCCGACAAAGUCGAUGUCGUUGUUACCCGCGCCAUCGAAUGCGAUCGGAAGACCCAGAAGGGUGACAAGAUCUUCGUUCAUUAUCGCGGCACACUGCAAGAUGGAGGGAAGCAGUUUGAUGCUAGCUACGACCGGGGACAGCCUCUGAGCUUCGUUGUUGGACGGGGUAGCGUGAUCAAAGGAUGGGAUGAGAACCUUCUGGACAUGUGUAUUGGCGAGAAGAGGACCCUUACCAUUCCUCCUGAGUUCGGCUACGGAAACAGGAACGUGGGACCGAUUCCUGCUGGUAGCACAUUGAUCUUCGAGACCGAAUUGAUGGGUAUCGACGGUGUUGAAGCACCAAAGGUGCAAGAAUCCGCAAGUAGCGUCACUGACAAGGCUACUGAAGGCGUGAAGGGCAAGAUUGCCGAGGCUUACGAGGCCGUCAAGACUGCAUUGGCUGAUACGGAUGGUGACGGACAGGAACACAACGAAUUAUAAACGGGGAUCUAAAAGGGGCGGCCACUCAUGAAUUAUAGUAGGCAGGGAGAUUGCUGAGUAUCCCAACCCCAAAGUAGGUAUUCAUCAUAAACGAGACGCCUCAUGAGCAAUAAGACAGUUUAUGAUGCUGGAUUAAUGCUCUAUAGAGUGAAGCUUCUCAUGUACAAGUGUCCACUCUGCAAAGACGUUGCGUGUCUUUUUAGGGUCUAAGUCAUUAUUCCGGGUUCCAAUUGCCCAGCUCUAGUCCCUACACCUGCAAUAUCUCUUCCACUGAAAUUUGUGGUUGUUAGUCACGUUUCUGGAAUAAACUUCUCAAGAGCAUGUGUGCAGUAUCCUUACUGCACACAUUGUACCAUAGAGUACAAUCAUGCUUAGCUUCAUUUUAUUAAGCCCGAGAAGGGCUGUGCUUGUAAUUAGCUCAUAUGGUUGAGAUGCGCAAGGUAGCGAGGAAGAGGACGAGGGACAGG
Molecule: messenger RNA, 1026 nt
Organism: Amorphotheca resinae ATCC 22711
Lineage: Eukaryota; Fungi; Ascomycota; Leotiomycetes; Helotiales; Amorphothecaceae
Exons: 3
Coding region: 20-559 (179 amino acids)
Biological process (GO): protein peptidyl-prolyl isomerization
Molecular function (GO): peptidyl-prolyl cis-trans isomerase activity
Source: RefSeq, a predicted model, not a curated record